This is a messenger RNA of Nanorana parkeri, 1286 nucleotides long. Its product is annotated as G2/mitotic-specific cyclin-B1-like. The transcript has 9 exons. Bases 1 to 1200 code for a protein of 399 amino acids. The record is from RefSeq and is a predicted model, not a curated record. Lineage: Eukaryota; Metazoa; Chordata; Amphibia; Anura; Dicroglossidae. Gene Ontology annotation, biological process: mitotic cell cycle phase transition; regulation of cyclin-dependent protein serine/threonine kinase activity; mitotic metaphase chromosome alignment. Gene Ontology annotation, cellular component: cytoplasm; nucleus; mitochondrial matrix. Gene Ontology annotation, molecular function: cyclin-dependent protein serine/threonine kinase regulator activity.
AUGUCCGUCCGCAUCACCCGGGUGAGUCUAUGUAAUGCAGAGAACAGUAUGAAGAGCGGAGUUGUUGGCAAGAUGGCGGUGAAGCCCGUACUGCGGCCCCGAACGGCCCUGGGUGAUAUUGGGAACAAAGCGGAUGCCAAGAUGCCCCUAAAGAAGGAUCAGAAACCUGCAAUAAAAGUUGUGAGGAAAGUGAAGGCGGCAGAGAAGAUUCCGGAGACAAAGAAGGUGAAGGAGGAGGCGGUCUCUGUGAAGCCGCAGCCUGUGCAGGUGGAAGCCCCCAGCUCCCCCAGCCCUAUGGAGACAUCCGGCUGCCACCCAGAUGAGCUGUGCCAGGCCUUCUCGGAUGUCCUCAUUCAGGUGAAGGAUGUGGAUGCUGAGGACUGUGGGAAUCCCAUGUUGUGCAGUGAAUACGUGAAGGACAUCUACUGCUAUCUGAGGAGUUUGGAGGAUUCCAUGGCAAUAAGGCCGAACUAUCUCCAAGGCCAGGAGGUGACGGGUAACAUGCGGGCCAUUCUCAUUGACUGGCUGGUCCAGGUUCAGAUGAAGUUCCGCCUUCUACAGGAGACCAUGUUCAUGAGCGUUGGGAUCAUUGACCGAUUCUUGCAGGCUCACCCAGUUCCCAAAAACCAGCUCCAGCUUGUAGGAGUGACGGCCAUGUUCCUUGCCUCAAAGUACGAAGAGAUGUAUCCUCCAGAGAUUGGGGACUUCACCUUUGUGACUGAUCACACCUACACAAAGGCCCAGAUCAGGGAGAUGGAGAUGAAGAUUCUUCGUGUCCUGAAAUUCGGAAUUGGUCGCCCUCUCCCUCUGCACUUCCUCAGGAGGGCCUCUAAGAUCGGAGAGGUGACGGCAGAGCAGCACAGUCUGGCCAAGUAUCUGAUGGAACUGGUCAUGGUGGACUAUGAGAUGGUUCAUUACCCUCCCUCUCAGAUUGCAGCUGCUGCAUCCCGCCUAUCCAUGAAGGUCUUCAAUGGUGGGGACUGGACCCCGACACUGCAACACUACACCUUGUAUUCCGAAGACUCGCUGCUUCCUAUAAUGCAGCACAUGGCCAAGAAUGUUGUGAAGGUGAACAAAGGACUCACAAAGCAUAUGACUGUGAAGAAUAAGUAUGCCAGCAGCAAACAGAUGAAGAUAAGUGCCAUUCCUCAGCUGAGGUCGGAGGUCAUUGUGGAGCUGGCACAAGCUGUGAUGCCAUGAGGAAGAAAUCUGUAGCCAUUUGGUGAUUUUACUGUGUUGGCACUGUGUGCUUCUGUAAAUAGAUUUUGUUUUUAAUAAAGUUCAUU